This is a messenger RNA of Paramuricea clavata, 5009 nucleotides long. The record is from the annotation of a GenBank genome assembly. Lineage: Eukaryota; Metazoa; Cnidaria; Anthozoa; Malacalcyonacea; Plexauridae.
UCAGCACUGACAUGGCGAAAAAGAAAUCAAUUAUAGACUUUAAAUUUAUCCAUUUUUUUUUGCUUUAAAUAGCGAAUAUAUCUACAAUUUUUAUUUAUUUCGGUAACUUAGUACUUCCCAAAGUCAUGGCUUGGCGGAGUUUGAGCGAAUUGAACGAAGACAUGGUUAAAAAUUUCAAACAAAUGUCGAUAGUUUCGAGCAAGGAUGUCGAGAAUGCUUUUCUAAAUGUGCCUCGAGCUGCUUUCUUGCCGGAGUAUCUUCACGACGAAGCUUAUGCGGAUUAUCCAGUGCGAGGAGAUGACCAUUUGCACAUGAGUGCGCCCCACAUGUACGCCACUGUCUUAGAAGCGUUAGAUUUAAAAGAAGGUUUGUACUUUGUAAACCAUAAACUAAUAAACUAUUAUCUGUUGUAAUAGCAGAUUUCAGUUUUUUAAUAUUGUUAUAUAAUUUGUAUACUAUGUAGUAAACAUUAUUGUAGCAUUUUUAAAAGGGAAAUUAUUAUUAUUGUCCAACUUUUAUCCCUCAUAAACAACGUUAAAUUUAACAAAACAUGUUUUUGUGACAUGUUUAUACUUUCAUAUAAAUUGCUAUUAAAGGUUUCAAAUUUAAAUAUUGGGUCAAUGUAUUAUCAUGUCAUUUAUACAAGUCUUUAUAUAUGAUAAUAUUGUUGUAUUCUUUCAUAGAUUGAUAUUGACAUAUAUAUCAUGUUUUGAUAAAACAAGUGAAAGUCUGGCCUGUUUGAUAUAUUUCAGUGAAUUUAAUUCGAAGUACUGUAUUUGAAUGAAUGAAAAUACGUAACAGUAGUGUGUUGACUUGUAUGAUGCAAUUAUAUUCAUCUGAUGAGUCGUGAAUUAAGUUCGUAGACAUUUUGUCUGUCAUGUUCUUAUGCUCCUAUCAUCGGUUCUUAUGCUCCUAUGCUAUUAGAAACCUGAAACAAAACUUCAUAAUUCCCCGUAGAUCCCGGGUGGACAAUCUGCUCAAAUACCCUAUAAUCUCCCUGCUUCCCCUUGGAACGUCCCAGGGUUGUACCGCCAGGGAUGGCUGAUGAUAGCAGAUAGGAGCAUUAAAGGUAAAAUGUCUGUAGCAUCACUAGCAUCUUCAUUUCAUAUGACAUUGUACUGUCAUGUUGAGUUAUUAACAGUUGAUUUCACAUAACUUUUCCCUAAAUAUUGUGUGCUUCGUUUCAAACUUUGUUGUGAAGUUCAAAAGUUCAUAGUAAAAUUCACAAGCCGGUUUGUAAACAAAGCAUUUGAUUGGCUUAUUUUUGUUCAGGGGCCAAUCAGAGGCUUUGUUCAGACCUGCCAACCCUUGAGUAGCAGAAAUAGUGAGUUGCUAUCUAAAAAGUCGUGAGGUUGACUGAAAAAUCGUGAGACUUAGGAAUUUUCAGGUUUGCUCAUUAAUAUCACCAGGGUUAACUUUAACAACACUAGAAAAUAUAAAAUAAUCAAUAGAUAUUCAAUCUUAUGAUAGUAUGCACUUAUAUUUUGUUAAUAUAACCGUAAAUGCAAGGCUUAUUAAAAAUAGGCUGUUUUUUCUUUAUGGCUUUAGUGGCUUCCAGUGUCAGUACGAAUUCCUUGGAAAUAUAACGCAAUAUCUGUACAAAAACAAGAAAGCUACAAGUAAUAUUAAGACUAGCAGGACAAUAAACUUAGCAGGACACGCCUUUUACUUUGUAACACAAACAUGCUGCAUACAAAAUUCUGGCGUUGUACAUUGCUCGUGAGAUUUGGGGACUUAAUCGUGAGACUUGGAAGGUCUGCUUUGUUUACAAACCAGAUUGUGAAUUUCAGUAUGAACUUUUGAACUUCACAACGAAGUUUGGAAUGAAGUAUGCAAUAUUUAGGGAAAAGUUAUGUAAAAUCAACUGUAAAAGCAUAUUUUAUGUUAGACCUGAACAAGCUUUUGUUGGUAGGGUUGCAACUACAUGAAUUUUAAUAUAAGGAGAAUUUUGAUGUUUCGAGCGAAGGCCCUUUGUCUGGAGUUACUACUUUGUGUCAGAUCCCAUAAUUUGUGUUUCAUUGUAAGACCAUGGGAAUUAUGAAAGUCGUAGAUUUGUGUCCACCGCCCACAUACCUCGAAAGCUACCUAUUAUUUACAAAUUUUCGCUUCAUUUUCACAAAUAAAGUGAAACUCAAAUUCCUGGCAUUGAAUAGAAAUGAAAUGAACAUUUUGCAAUAUGUUUGUCCUCAGUCCCCACAUUCUUGUGAAAAGGCGAAAUUGGCACACAGAUUUCAGUGAUGUUACCGUGUGAGCUUAUCAGUGAUAUAUGUAAUUCCACGGCGUGAAUGGUAAUUUGUAUUUUUACCUUGUAUAUUUACUGCAAAAACAAUGGUAAAAAAUAAUGAGUAAUGAAAAAAGCUGCAUGCUUUUUCAAAAUUAUCUGGAUGCAAAUCUAUGACUUUCAUUCCCAUCAUUCCCAUGGGCAAAUCCAUGAUGGCUUGUCAUGAGCUGAAUGUGUUGUUUGGAAUUAAAACAAUCAACAAAUUUAGUAUUGAAGGAGGGAUUACUAUUAUUUAAAUUAAAUAAUAAUCCCUCCUUCAAUACUAAAUUUGUUGAUUGGUCGAAUUUAAAAUGGUUUAGACUCAACUAACAAUUAUUGUUGCAUUUGCCAAAAUAGGUUGUUCCAUUAAAGAUAUACACUCCCCACAUUACUGCUGUUUCAAGGGGAGGGGGGAGAAAAUGUUUUCCCAAUAUGUAUUAGGAUAUCUGGGUAAGUGAGGGGGAGGAUAGGGGUUAACUUCCAAUUUCCUCUAUGGGAAAGGUAUGGAUGUUUUCUGGAAUGACCCUUAUCUUACAAAAUAACUGUGAAACAAAUCAAAACAUAAAUAUUUUUGUUGGUCUGGUGAAGCCACCUGAAUUUCUAACAAAACUUAAAAUUGACUGUUUUCACCUUCGGGCCAAAUUCAAUGGGCGCAAUCAACCUAAUGGAUUAAUUAGACACAUGGGCAGUCAGCACUCUUGACAAGUAAAAUCAUCUGGCAUUAGACAGAGUGAAAUAAUAAAGUAGGGCACAAUGGAACUUAAUUGAAAAAACACUUCUAAUUUUGUCCUGAAAUAGGUCUAAUUCAUCAAUUAAAAUUGUCUUGGAUAAAUAACACAGUAUUUAUUAAAGAACAAGACAGUCUUUACACUCUGUUCAGACCUAAACAAACAUAAAGUGAGCAAGGAACAAAAAAAUUAAACCUGUUUGUGGAAAAAAGAGGGUUGUUUGGGAAACCGGAAUCACAGAAUAUAUUUUUAGUGUUUAUGUGUGGAAACUCAUCAGAAGUAAUUUUUCAUUCUGUUAAAUAAUAGGGAUGUCAUUUCUAAACAUUGGCAGUGGGACCGGAUACUUCUCCAUGUUAGUUGGGUAUAUAGUUGGUAGCCAAGGCACCAAUCAUGGUGUUGAAUUGAGAGCAAACCUUGUGGAACAUGCCAACGAGUGUUGCGAAGAGUUCUUUAUGUACUUUCCAAAAAUGAAGAAACAGAUAUGUUACCCACAAUUCAUUGCUGGCAACUGUUUCCAUGUCGAUCCAACAGCACAUAAGUAUGAUCGGCUAUACUGUGGGGCGGCAUGCCCUCGGGAAAGGUUUGAGUUCUUGUUGGAGCUCAUUAAGCCUGGAGGCCUCAUUGUGGUACCUAGUGGCAAUAAGGUAGGUGGCUUGUAUUGUUGUAUAUGUAUUUGCCAGGGUAAAGUGAGAAAGUAGUCUAGUGGUGAUCGCCAUUGAGUGCCAAUGCUCUCCCCUUAACGAGAAAAAUAAUCUGGCAUUGGUCAGAAUUAAAUAAUAAAAUAAGUUCACGUUGUUUAUGUCCAGAAAGACGCAAGCACAAAAUUGCCUAGAUAGCUUGCGCGCGCUCUAUCAUGUAAUUCCUCCAUCCCUGACUGAUGACUUGUAGAAUUCCAAUCAAACUUCAACUUACCAGGUAAGUCUCAUUUAAUUUUUAAUUUUAUGGGUUAACCCACUGAGUGGCAGCACUCUCCCCCUGACAAGUAAAAUUGUCUGGCAUUAGAAAGAGUAAAAUAACAAAAUAGGGCGCAUCUUGGUGCAUUGCCACUUAAAAGGUAAAUGUCCAAUAUUUCCCUCUAGACUAGAGGUAUGCAUCAGAUUGGAUUGGAGGUUUAAACGGAAGCACCGGGAGCCUUUAGUUUUCAUAGCAGCUCUGGUAAUCGAAGUCUGAUCCGACUACGAAAAUACUUUUCUGAUCCGAAGUGAAUAUUAUGGUUCCGAAAUCCAAAUGAAUCCGGAUUUGGAUUGGUUUCAGAUCAGUUUCGGGUUGGAUUGGCACAUCUCUACUCUAGACAAUUGAAAAUUAACAUUGUUUUGUCAUUAAUUUUAGUUGCUGAAAUUGGAGCGCCUUAUUCAAACUGGUGUUAAUGAAAAUGUUGUAAGUGAUGUGUGUUUUGAGUCACUUGUACUGCCUGUGGACGAUGAACAUUUUCCCAAACUACGAUUUGCCUCCUUUAAACAAAAGGCAAAGAAGGUAGGUUCAACCUGAUUGAGUGAACAUUGAAGUUUUGGGCAUCUUGCUUGAUAGAACUUUUAAAAAAUUCUGUUCUAUUGAGUGGAAUACCCAAAGUGUUCAAUAUUGCAGGGGAGCUGCAGGUAUAAUUCUUGUUGGAAGGCCUACAACUCUAAAAUAUGGGGAAAAAAUUCUUGUACACAAGAUUGUAACCCUUUUCGUAAAGAAUACAAAUUAUGUAUUUGCCCCUGCAUAUGUUUUACAAACAGUAACUUAUUGCUAUUAAAUUGAAUCUGAGUACUUUCACAAACCCAGAAAAAUUUCUGCAGUUUUGCUCUAUUGCAGUACUUAUAAACAUGCUGUACUUCUAAGACCCUGAGUAAAAAAAUUCAAAAAAUAUCAACCAUUUGGUUAGCCUUACAGUAUGUACAGUACCAUUACUGGCAUUUUUGUAUUAAGAAUUUUUCAAUAACUUUAGAUAAAGAUAUAUCCUCCGCCUGGUCUACUUAUUCCCAAGACUUCAGCAAGAAAAUCUUUAUCAAGACUGAGAGCUUUACAAGAUGUUGUAG